Messenger RNA from Juglans regia (Persian walnut), 1023 nucleotides. RefSeq lists its product as uncharacterized. The transcript has 4 exons. NCBI's taxonomy places the organism in Eukaryota, Viridiplantae, Streptophyta, Magnoliopsida, Fagales, Juglandaceae. The annotation marks the transcript as partial. The record is from RefSeq and is a predicted model, not a curated record.
UGCCUCCUCCAAAUGCCAACCCAUAUCCAUGGAACAAUCAGCAAUCAGGUAGUUCCACUGCCUUGAGUAGUUCCGCUGCGUUGUAUAGUUCCACCAUACCAAUGAUGGGACCUCCUCCAACUGCCUACCCAUUUCCAUGGAGCAAUCAGCAAUAUCCAUGGAUGCCUAGUUUCGUUGCCAUGCCUAGUUCCGCUGCCAUGCCUAAUUAUACAACCAGUGCUAGCUCUAGUGUAGCUAGUAGCUCGUGCUCCGCUUUACCAGCAUUUAUUCAUUCUACAAAUGCCAACCCAUAUUCAUGUGGCAGUGAGGAAAAUAAGGCACAACAAAGUCACUCUGUCGAGGCAACUAGUGAUGCAUCCCUAGACUCGAUAGAAUUUGAAGCUCAAUAUACUGCCUCUUUGGGUAAUACUAUUGAUACCAAUGAGGCUGGCAGUUUCGAGACACUAUCCACGGAGCCUACUACAGGGUGUGAUAUCACUGAGGAGCCAAAGGCAGGGAUGUGCUUUGAAUCAGAAAAUGAGUUGGUUGCUUACUAUAAAAAGUACGGUAAACAAUGUGGAUUUGGGAUAAUGACACAGAGGAGUAAAAGGGAGAAGGAUGGGACUAUCAAAUACGUCACUCUAGGAUGUGCUCGUGGUGGCAAGGCACGGAAUCGGACGUCAAAUGUCUCUAAGCCUCGGCCAACAAGCAAGACAGACUGCAAGGCAAUGAUGAAUGUAUUGUUGAAGAAUGAGAAGUUGUGUGUCACAUCGGUAUUUAACACACACAAUCAUGUGCUAAGUCCAAGAAAAUCCAGGUUUUUCAGAUGCAAUAGAGAAGUUAGUGAGUCCGUUAAGAGGGUUUUUGAUACAAAUGAUGAGGCUGGCAUACGGAUGAAUAAGAGUUUCCAAGCUAUCGUGACUGAUGCAGGUGGGUUUGAGAACGUACCCUUUGGGGAAAAAGAUUGUCGUAACUACAUUGAUAAGGCACAUCACCUACGGUUGGGGAAAGGUGGUGCACAAGCGUUACUUGAGAUUUUAAAUU